Messenger RNA from Schistosoma curassoni, 4483 nucleotides. Lineage: Eukaryota; Metazoa; Platyhelminthes; Trematoda; Strigeidida; Schistosomatidae. The record is from the annotation of a GenBank genome assembly.
AGGCGACAUUUCAAAGGGUUUUCUUCUUGGUUUAUGUCUAACUGGUUGGUCAAGCUUUGGAUCACUUAAGCCGGUUGUAGUCCAGUUCAUAUGUGGGCUGUCCAGUGGAUAUGAGAAUACCGACGGCACAAAGAAUAUAUCGGAAUAGUAAUCAAUGCUUCUACUAUGACUAUUCGAAAUUCGCUUCUGCCAAGGCUGAAUUUUUUAAACGAAAACAAGAUCGACAGGGCUUUUUACAUGUUGACAGUUACAGAAAAGAAGUUUUUCCGACUUUUAGAUUUGUGGAAUUAUACACUGGCAGACUAAGCACUUCUGUUGCUAUUUUCGUUCCACCAAAUCGCUACACUACACAACCGUUUUCCCAGAUAUCAGAGCCAAAUGAAUGUUCCACAUAUAAACGUUAUGUGCUGUUAUUGGGUUUGGCAGCUGGAUUAGUUAGUCUUGGGUCGCUCUGGUUAUACAACUUAUUUGAGUGGUGUUCAGGUUUACAAACUUUUGAAUAUCUGAAAAAGACACACCAGGUGUUCAGUCCAGAUGAAUCAGAAAACAAAAGACAAUUUUCAACUGGGCAUGACGACGACUUUGAUUUCAAACAAAGGAGUUCCAAUUAUUCCAAAAAGGUGGAAAGUAUAGUAGAUACACAAGUAGAUAUCGACCAGUAUUUCGAUUUGCACUAUAUCCAUUACGAUCGUAAACUUCCUUCGAAGUCUGAAGAAAUAUUUCCUGGAAAAUGUGUCACAAGCACUGACAUCGUUAUCACGAAUAACGCCGAUCAUGGGGUCCGGUCACAUUUAUUAUGGACUAGUGGAUCCAUGAAUUGUCCUCAUUAUGGUUCAGGCUCAUAUAAGAUCUGUACUAUUUGUUGGCUAAAUAUGCCUGACUGCUGGCUUCAUGGCCCAACAUGGAGUUCUCUGAAUUAUCAAUUUAGUUCAAAUCAAUUAUGGAGAAACACUAACCUUUUAGGACUUCUCGUAUGCUUGCAGUUAAUAUACAGAGCAAUUUAUUUAGCUUGUAGUAGUGUAACGAAACAAUCUAACUCUACACAGACUAGCCCUAUAUCUACACCGAAUUUAAUAAACAGUGAGUAUUCGGAUUGUUUACAUCAGUUGUCGAAUACUCCUUUUAAAUUUGAUAGUGAGUCUAUUACAGCUCAUACACCUUUAGUAACAUCCACUGUCAACAUGACCCCGAUUUCUAACUGUCCACUCUUAGAGCAUAGUAAGAUAGAGUUCAAUCCUUCAAAAUCAGAUCAAUCCAAUUACUUGCUUCAAUCAAAAUUAAUGAGCUCAUUCGACAUAAAUUUCAAGAAAACCAGUUUAUGUGAUAAUCAACAAAAUAACAAUAUUAAAUCUCUUUCCACAUCUAUUGAUAACGUAUUAUUUCCAAGUAUGAAAAAUGAGAGCACUGAUCAGACGUCUAUGAAUAUUAAAUCAUCUGAUAAAGAUUUUAUAGUAGGUCCUAUUACCACUAUAUCUACAGAUCAGUUAUUGUCAAAAGUUAUCGAAAUCCUUAAUCCUAAACAAGUUGAUUGGUUAAACAACUCACCAGUUAAAAAAUCAUCAUCACGAUCUUUGAUUCAUCGUGUACAUAGUGAUGCUGUGUUAGAUAGAAAAAUAAGUAAAUCUUGUAAAUAUUUGGAGAAGGAAAAUGAUUGUACUACUCGGACUACUACCAAUCCACCUAUAUAUCGUCGUUCACGUUUUCAUUCCAGUUCAAAUUCAUCUACUUUGUCAUGUUUAAAUAUUGAUGAUAAUGAAGGUUUUGAGUACGAUGAUAUUAUUUCUAUCUAUGCAACUAAAGAUGAAGUAAUGAGAAACGUUAACAAAAAUCAAAUGACUAUAAAACAUAUUCAUGGGGAUAACAAUGAUGAAGAUGACGGUGAUGAUGUUCUCAUUGAUGAGAACAAUGAAGAUAUAGACGACAAUAUUCUUCGACAACUCGACACAUUAUCUUCUCUUCUUAACAAUAAGUCUGAUAAUUUCUUCCAAGGUCAAUUAAGUGAAAUUUCAUCAGAUUUAAACAAAAGUACAUACAUUGCAAAUGCACCUGAUGACGUAUUAAUAUUAUUCUCAUCACCGUCAUCGUCACCGGGAAUCAAUAAAAAUCCUAAUAAUUUAUUACCUAGUAGUAAUUCCGAUGCAAUAAAAUUCACUGAUCUUACACAAAAAACUGUUGUACUCACAGAUGAGUUAAACAAACUAGGUGUUACACUUGAUCGUUUAUUGUAUAAACUACAAGCUAAUCAAAUUCAGUUGGAUCAAGCUGAAGAUAAUUUAGAUUAUAUGUGGUAUUUAAGAGAUAAUUUAGAUAAUAAUUUUUCGUCAAACACAUCUGAUUGUUGUUCUGAGUUUGGUUUAAGUGAUGUCGAAGCAGAAGCUUUACUAAAUGAUGAUGGUGAUGUUGAUUUAGAUGAAAAUGGCAGUGAUGAUAAUGAAUAUAAAGGGACGGAUGAUGAUUAUUGGUCAUCACAUGGUAGAAUGACACAAUCAUCUACUCAUCCAAAUGAUUACUGUCCUAUCCGUGGUGUUCCGGGUUAUUUGUUCAGUUCACAUGGAACACUUGAUAGUUCUCAUUAUUCUAAUUUAAAAAUCCCAAGUGAUAUUCGUAAUCAUUCAUCAAAUUUGGAUUCAGGGUUAGAACAAUCAGUUAUGACAUGUUCUGAAUCAUAUGCGCAAAUGUUCUCACCAAUGCCAGAAAAACAUUUAGAAAAUUCUCUUGAUCAUCACUUUUUGUAUAAUAGAUAUUUAUCAAAUUCUCAAGUCUUUAAAAAUUACUCACAUUCACUUUCAAAGUAUUCACGUUUUAAAAAACGAUGUAGUUAUAAUCAAAGGAAACGAAUGUGUAAUAGUGAGAGUAAUCGUUUUUCUACAAAUGUUCUUCCUGAUUCUGAUGGUUUUCUACAUCCAGAUUGUCAACUUGUAAUGUAUGUUAUAUUCGUACCACUGAGAUUCUACUCAAGACAUUGUUUUGUUAAUAAUGAUAUAAUUUGGUCAUUGUACGGUGAUUUGAGCGAAAUAAUUUAUACGACACAUGACCCUGGACUCACAUCUACUAAGCAGUUAUAUAUACUUAAUGUUCGUCAGUGUUUUGGAAAAUAGUCAAUAAUAAUUUAAUCUAUAGACUAACCCGGAUCUAACGUAUCAUUUUAAUAAUCAAAUUAAGCUUUCAUGUAAGUGGAUAAAUUUAACUAUUUUUAACUAAAUUCUUCGUAAACAUGUUCUUAUAAAUACAAAAUAUGAAAAUUUGAAAUUUCAUAACGUUGUUCAUUAUAUAUUCCAUAGUGUUUGUAGCUAUUUAUAUUAGCUCUUAAAGUUUGAUUGACACUAAAAUUGAUAAUGUGAAUGAAUCGCUCAUAAAAUCUUCUCACAUUAAAAAAACGAACAUGAACUUUUCAUCAGCAACUUGAAUUAAAGUCAACUUUCCGUAAAUCGACUAUGAAAACAUGAUCUAGUGGAUCAUUGAAACAGAGGAUACUGAUACAAAAUAAUAGCUAUCUCAGAUGUAUAAUGGUAAAUACAUUAUACCAUACAAUAAAUAAAGUUAGAUGUCAGCAACUGUAUAAAUACCAGUGUAAUCACUGCGGUAGUCAGUAUGGUGAACAAUUGUAAAUAGCAAGUGACUGGUUACUACAUCAUUUAUACACUGAUUCUUCAUAUACGUUAUCGAGGAUCAUUUUGAAUGAACAUUACAUUUCGAAAAUUUACUUCGAAUAUACAAGAGCUUAUUAUUAAUUUAGUCUUUAAGUAUUACACUUUUCCAACAAAACAAUAUUUAAAAAAGCUUUCUUAAAUCAAUUAAAAAAAAAGAUGAAUGGUUAUAAGAUUUAAUGAACUAAUUUGCUUAUCUUUGGAUAUAUGUAUAACCGUUAAAUUAAUUCAUUUUGUUUAAAUUUCAGAAAUAUUAAAGAAACAUUUGUAUUUCAAGUUAUGAUAGGUAUGACAUUCGACACUAAAUGUAUUAAAUAUUCAUUUAAUUUACUAAACAGUAUUUUUCCCUGAUUUACCAUAUUUACCAUGAUUUACUAUUUUACAUUCAUUCCUUGAAGACAGAAAUCGAUAAAAUUAUGACAAGAAGAUAAUUUUUAUCAUCCUAUGCAUACAAACCCAACAAUAAAGAACGUGAACGGACAUAAGCAUAUACUACUAAUUCUGUUUUGUGGUAAAUGCUACGAGGAAAUAUUGAUUGGGGAAAAGAUUGAUCAGAUAGAAGGAAAUUCUUUAAGAAAGCAUUUAACCUUAAAUAUAUUAAAAUAUAGUUAAAAUAAUAAAACACGUAUUUUUUUUACCUUUAAAUAAAAAUAAAUGUUGUGCAACAAAAGACCUUGAGUUUUCCUGAAAUAUGAUCAAACCAACGUAAUAAUUGCCUAUAACUUGUUUCCAUUUGAUAAUUUUCGCUAACAAUGCAUACAAGAAUUGAAAUAAUCGUUUAGUUAAUGGUGUCUCUCUAAAUUUCCGACACUCCAUCUAUCCUUGUAUAGUGGAAG